This is a messenger RNA of Panonychus citri (citrus red mite), 3732 nucleotides long. RefSeq lists its product as uncharacterized. The coding region runs from base 133 to 1311 and encodes 392 amino acids. The transcript is spliced from 8 exons. NCBI's taxonomy places the organism in Eukaryota, Metazoa, Arthropoda, Arachnida, Trombidiformes, Tetranychidae. The record is from RefSeq and is a predicted model, not a curated record. Gene Ontology annotation, molecular function: protein binding.
CCACAUUUAAAUUAAUUGUGAUUCAUUGAUUUCGUGACUAAUUCAAUUUAAAGUCUAAUUAUCUCGCUGUUAAUUAAUUGUUUAGUUUCAAAGGUUAAAACUACUUCUGAUCUUAUCUUUUCUCGACAAACAAUGAGUAUUAAUUGUUUACCUCCUGAAUGUUUACUGGUCAUCUUCAAUUUCCUUGACCAAUUGGAUGAUCUGAGACAUUGUGCUUCUGUUUGCUCCAAGUGGAAGUUAUUGAUUUUAGAUCGAUGUUCCAAAGUUGAAUAUUUACUCGAAAAUCCAUUUACCGAUUCACCAGAUAAUAUUGUUUACAUUGGUCCUUCACCUAAAUUGGAAAAUCUAGAAUUAGCUCAACUCUUUCCUAGACUAAAGAUUUUGGAUACUUCUUAUACUGGAUUAGCUAACUGGGAAAAUGCAACCAAAAGAGUCAAAUCAAUUAAAGGGCUAAUUAACCACACCUUAGAUAAAAAUCAAUCACCAAUAUACUUUCUCAACGAUCUUGAAAUGGUAUCAACGGAACUUGUUGAUUUUUUCGUUGUAAAUCAACAUAUAACUAGGCAACUAAAACAAGUUUUCAUUCAGAAUGUUAAUUUAGUUAAAAUGAAUGGGGUGACGUCUAAGUUUUAUAACCUUCGUAGACUUCAUAUUGUAGACAAAAACUGUUUCCAGAAGCUCUAUAAAGGAUCCAAGUUACAUAAGCUCAAAAUAUUGGAAUUUGAUUUCGAGUCCAUGGCCGGAGUUCUUGUUUACCCCGGAUUUUGUUUCAUUGAUUUCUGCCCAAAUCUGGAAAGUGCCUUUUUCCAUGUUGAAUCAACUUACUGCCAAUUCAAUACAGCAAUUAAAAUUAAUUGUUUGAGAGAUCUUGUCAUAGAAUAUCAAAAUGAUAAUCCAAGGGAGUGGUCACCUUUCUUUAGAUCAGGAGGAAAUGCUCAGAAAUGGGAAACAUUGAAAUGUGUCCUGUCUAAAUUUCCUAAUUUAAAACAUCUCGCUUUAAGGAAUAAUCUGAAAAUCCGUGAUGAAGAUAUUGAAGAACUACUGGAAUUGCUACCUAAUUUGGUUCUACUGGAUGUGAGAGGAUCAAUUGAAAUUACCCACAAAUCUCUUGUUUAUAUUAAUCAACACUGUCAACGGAAUAAAAAGUUAAUCACUUUCUAUUUUGACACUGAUAUGCAAGCGCAAAUGGAUUGGCCUAAAUUAUCAGUUACUGGUCCGGAUAUUUGCCAUGGAUUUGACUUCAUGAAAAACUGUUUCUUCAAACCAUUCCGGUGUCUUCCUCUUCUCAUGGAGAGCACAAAAGAAUAUUGAAUUUUCAAUCAAUGAUAAAUCAAGAAUCACAUGAUUAACAGUCAACUGAUCAAUUACUAAUGAUGCUAAAAGUAAUCCGAGAAUCUCUGAAUUCCCAUGAAUUUGUUAAUUGACAUAAGCAAAGUUAUCUUCUUUUCUGAUGAAAAUUUCUAAUUUCUUUUUGUUUACAAUCAAAAAAAAAAUCAGAAAAUUUCCCAAGUGAAUUGUUUCCUGUUCUGAAUCUCUUGAAAUUUCACCAAUUAGAUGGAUAACAGACUUACCUACAUGUUAAUCCCAAUAGAUUUCAACAAAUCCACCAAGAUGAAGACCUUGACCUCUAAUAAUCUUCAAGUCUUUCUGAUAUUUCCAGAGACUCUAAUCAAUCAUCAUGUCCAUUUACUGUUGUUUAUUUUUCUCAUCAUUAAUAUUUUGGUUUAAACCAUAAACUCAACUCUUAAUCACUUAACCACAAUCAACUUUAAAUUAUCAUCCAGUAAACACCAAAUUCAUUUCUACUAUUAAUAUUUCAGCCCCAUUGAUAAAACAAAUUUGAUCGUUCCCACGAUUAACUCAUGUAUUAAUUAUCAUUCAAUUUCCGACCAAAACUCAUUUACUAAAUUUAAUCAUGUCAAUCAGAAUCAUAGAAAUCGAUCCACUUGAUCUUGGAAAUAAUUUCCAAUGUCAUUAGUAAAUUGUUGUUAUUCAAACUGAUCAAUGUUAAGUUUUUCGAUUUAACUAAUUUGAUUAGAUAAAUUAACGUUUAUUUAAGAUUAAAAAUUUUGAUUAGUUGAUUAGAUUGUCUGUUACAUUCACUCUGAGAAGGUCUUAAUUGUAAUUAUUAACAAAUGAUAAUACAAGUGAAAGAAACGUUGAUUGUAAUUGGCAGAAAAUGAGUUAAUUAAACUGUCAAGGAACGUGAUUAGAAUCAGAGUGAUUUAAAAACUAUAUUAAGGUGAUGGUAAUCAACCUUUACCCUUUGUUAAACUUCACAUUAAUCAUAAUUUAGUUUUUGAUUAAAUUGUUAAUCACAUUAACCAGAAUCAAUCAUUUUCCCCUUUGAUUGUUAUUAUUAUUAAAUAGUAACCAAGAGUUAAUUGGUUAUCAGGUAAAUUUAAAUACAAUCAAAUGAUUAGUUGAAUAAUUUUGUAAAUCAGUUGAUUAAUAUGCAAUUUAAUUUUGCUAAAUUAAUCUUGUUAAAUUGUGUAAAUAAUUGUUAUAUUAGUAAAACAAUCAACGGUGAAAUUUAAUCAAAUAAUUAUAAUUGUAAAGGUAAACACAAUUUAAACAUAAACAAGAUUAAAAAUGAAUCAAAAUGAAUUGUAAUUUAAAUUGUAAGGUAUUAAUAGUUGUAUGAUUACAUAAGCAAAUUAUUGAUUGUCACACAAUUAAAUUGUAAUUUCAUUCAAAUUAAAUUGUCAAACAUUAAAUGAGUAGUUAAACAAUCAAAUUAAACGUUCAUUUAAAUUCAACACAAUUUAACAACAAACAAUCUGAUUAACAAAACUGUGAAUGUUUAAUUUAGUUUUGCUUGUUUUUUACCUGGGAAAUUAUUAAUCAAAAUUACGUUUUUUUUAUGUUAAUUGUGAUUAAUAUAAACUCCACCUACAUUUGAACAGUUUAUGAGUAAUUUAAUUGUGAUGAGCAACUCAGUGAAUCAAAUUUAAUUCAGUUAAAUUCAAGACCAUUAUCAUUUGUUGGGUGAAAAUUGAUCAUCAAUCUAUUACGAAAAUCAGUUUAAACUUUGAAGUUGAUUAAGCAAUUGUACUUGGUGAACUUUAAUUGUAACAAUUAGCUGAAUAUAAAUUGUGAUUAACCACUGAUCUAAAUCCAUCGAUCUUAAUCAUUCAAUCAACAAUGUCACCAAAAAUGUCAAAGAUUAAUAUAUUUACUUGUUAUCUUUUAAUUACUUUUUUGAUUGUUGUCUCAUUUACUGAUCACCAUUCAUCAGCUCAAGUAAUGAGGAUCUGUGAAAAUGGCGACUGCCUCCAAUUGGCUCGAAGAACCUCAUUAUCGGGAAACGAUGAUCUCAAUGGCAUUUUCAAUUUAAUGAGAUACUUAAAACAAGGCAGAGUAAUUGGAAGUAAUUUCAAUUCACCUUUCAUUGGGAAACGGAGUGUAAUUAACACGGAUAAAGAAUGACAGAUAAGUUUGAACAAUUAACUAAUCAUAAAAAUUGAUUUUUCAUUCUAAUUUUCGUUUCUUUGGUUUAAUCAUAAUAUUAUUUGACAAUUAAAUCUUUAAAUUGAAUAACGAUGAAAAGUAACAAUUACUUAUCAAUAGUUGUGAUCAUUUCUCUUGCAAGUUAAUUGUUGUUUAGAUUUAUUUCCACUAAUUAAUUUUCUUUAUCAAACAAUUUAAUGACUCUAAUGAUUGAGAAAAUAAAAGAUCGUUGUAAUUGUAAAACAUUUAAAAUCUCUCGAAAAUUAAAUGAUUAAAACUUGA